UUCCAUGUAAAUCGCUUCAGCUCUGAUCCAAUUCAGCAGGUGGCGGUAGUGUCCCAUAAGCUGCCCAUUGCCGUCACCUGACUUAAGACGUCAUCAUUCGUCACGUCCGGAUAAACUCGGGCGGGUUUUUAGAAAAUGUUUUAGUAGCGUACCUCUCGACUAUUGCUCAACAAAAGUAAAAAUAAUUAUACAUUUGAAGGGUUUUAAUCCGCAGCCCCACCGUUAGUGCUAUACAAACAUUUAGUGACUUCUCUGGCGUUGACUUUAGUAUAAAUGUAGCCCUUUAUUGGUCAGAAAAAUAAGCACUAAGGACUUCACUGUAUCAAAUAUGGACCGACCAUCCAGGAAAACAAAGAUGGUAAAUUACCGUGAGUCCAACGACAUGGACGACGAUGAUGAUGACUUUGCUGAUGUCAAGGCAGCGCCGAGUAAGAAAUUCAGAAUGGAUGAGAAACAGAAGGACAAAAAGUCAUCGAGUAAGUCCUCCAGCCAAGAAAGUAACUCUCUCAGCCAGAACAGCAGACGACCGCUGGACCAGAAGUUGCUUGAUCGAGAUCUAGAAGCAGCCAUUACACUUUCUUUGCUCAACAGUGUUUCUGAAAAUAGGGUUCAGUCAACUGCUACUAAAGAAGUCAAAGUUCAACUUCCAGUCGAUGAAAAUACAGAUCCCUUAACAGUGCAUCUGUCCAACUGCAGUGUGGAUGCUGCUCAGUUAGGUUUGGAUGAAAUCACGUCCGAAUACAGAUCACCUGCUCCAUCUAAACAGAGAAAAGCUGCUGCUGCUGCUGAAAAGAAGAAGCAAAUACCAGAGGAGGAAGAUGAGGAUUAUCAACCCAAACUGACUCCAGACUCAGAAAGUGAUGAAAACUUCAGUGAAGCUGAGGAGAGCGAAGACGAUGAAUUCACUGUGAAGAAGGUCAGCAAAGUUCAGAAGAAGGAGAAAAUAACCACAGAAAAGAAAAUCAAGUCACCUGCUGCUGCCAAAAAAGAAAAACAGACGCCUAAACCAAGCAAAUCGAAACCUACAGCAGCAGCAGCAGCAACUUCCAUCACACCAGUAAGAAAACCAGCAGGAACAAAAUCUGCACCUCUCAUGCCUGCUCUAUCUCCGAAUCCAGCAGGGGGCAGAACACCAAAGUGGAACCCACCAGGUCACGUGGGUAAAUGUCCCAGCUCUUCCUUGAGUCCACCACUCAGGUCUCCAAGUCAGGGUCUGAGACUCGGACUCUCAAGACGCGUACGAGUCAAACCUCUUCAUCCCAGCGUGGCCACUCACUGACUCAGCUCAUCACAUCUAAAUGUAUGUCGUGUUUAGUUUCAUCUUUGCUACUUUUAAAAGUUGUGUUAAAUAAUUUCUUGUAAUUUUUUUUUCUCUGAAAUUGUUUAGCACAGAUCCCCCCCCCAUUUACUGACAUUUUAAGAUUAAAAUGAUAAUGAGAUAAAUAACAGAUUCAUGUCUUUAAAACCCAACAUUGUAUUGACUUUGUACAUUUUAUUGGUUGUUGAC
Messenger RNA from Cynoglossus semilaevis (tongue sole), 1507 nucleotides. It is a transcript of the gene rad51ap1, whose product is annotated as RAD51 associated protein 1. Gene Ontology annotation, molecular function: single-stranded DNA binding; double-stranded DNA binding. Gene Ontology annotation, biological process: interstrand cross-link repair; double-strand break repair via homologous recombination. The transcript has 9 exons. The record is from RefSeq and is a predicted model, not a curated record. NCBI's taxonomy places the organism in Eukaryota, Metazoa, Chordata, Actinopteri, Pleuronectiformes, Cynoglossidae. Bases 329 to 1279 code for a protein of 316 amino acids.